Laetiporus sulphureus 93-53 is the source of this 674-nucleotide messenger RNA. RefSeq lists its product as uncharacterized. The coding region runs from base 47 to 460 and encodes 137 amino acids. The transcript has 4 exons. The record is from RefSeq and is a predicted model, not a curated record. Lineage: Eukaryota; Fungi; Basidiomycota; Agaricomycetes; Polyporales; Laetiporaceae.
UUUAACGUCACAAACAUACGCACAACUUGCAUCGUACACACUCAGCAUGUCGAACACUAGCAGCAACAAUACUAUCAGCAGCAAUCCUAGCAGCAACAAUCCUGGCAGCAGCUGGGGCACUAAAGUGAAGGGCGCAUGGAACACGUUUGAAGGUGCCGGCGACUCUCUUCGGGGCGGCAUGAUGGAUUUUGCCGACACGGCGACCGGUACCGAUAGACACGCACACCAUGCAGAAACGGAUAUUGGCCACCAGAAGACGGAAGAGGGCGUGGCACAGAUGAGGGGCGGUCACCAGGCAAUCUCCACUGAUGGCACCCGGACGACAGACACGACGACGGCUGCGCCGCCGCUGCCCGCUCGUAGCACCGAUGCAACGCACACUGGUUCCCCGGGCACUACGACUACGACCAGUCAUACAACCAGUACCACCACGGAUAAUGACAGACGCAUUGCUCCGUGAAUGUCAAUAUUUAGUGUCGCUCUUCGCUGAUACUCUAGGUGUAGUCCUCACCCUCUUGCGGUCGUGACACGGCCUGGGUCUAGUGUAUAAUUAUAUGCCAUCUUAAAUAUGACGAGCUAUCAGUGUGAAGUGUAACCGUCAGCGGCCGAUACUUGAACGAACAUGUAAAUCAUACGUACCUGAACUAUGCAGGGUUUGGAAAACAGGUAACUCU